AUGCCUUCUGUGACCUUUACGAAGGUGUACAAGGAUGCCAUUGCAACGUUGGUUACCAAGGAACUGGGCAAGUGUGUGAAGAUAUCGACGAAUGCACGGACGGUACCAACAAUUGCGCCGCCGAUGCAGACUGUACAAAUACCAUUGGUAGUUUCACCUGUGAAUGCAAGCAUGGUUUCCGAGGUGACGGCUACGUCUGCGAUGACAUCAACGAGUGCUUGGACGGUUUACAUAACUGUGACAACAAUGCAGAUUGUGUCAACACCAAAGGCAGUUUUAGUUGUGUAUGUCACCUUGGUUAUAGCGGCCCUGGGACAUCGUGCGAAGACAUUGAUGAGUGUGCCGAAGGCACGUCUAGCUGUCAUUCUAUCAGUACAGAAUGUCAAAACACAAUUGGUUCCUUCAUAUGUAUCUGUCAUGAAGGGUAUGCAUUCCUCAACCAGUUCCGAUGCACAGAUGUGAACGAAUGCGAGGCAGGAACAGAUAAUUGCCUUUUGGACGGAACUGCCAAAUGUAAAAAUUUGGUUGGGUCAUUCAAAUGUCUGUGCCUCAAAGGAUACAUUGGAGAUGGUGUCACUUCGUGCGUCGGU
Saccoglossus kowalevskii is the source of this 590-nucleotide messenger RNA. RefSeq lists its product as uncharacterized. Lineage: Eukaryota; Metazoa; Hemichordata; Enteropneusta; Harrimaniidae. The record is from RefSeq and is a predicted model, not a curated record. Gene Ontology annotation, molecular function: calcium ion binding; protein binding.